This is a messenger RNA of Cherax quadricarinatus, 3365 nucleotides long. Lineage: Eukaryota; Metazoa; Arthropoda; Malacostraca; Decapoda; Parastacidae. The record is from RefSeq and is a predicted model, not a curated record.
AUCGUGAGAAUGUUAACAAAUUUAGCGAACGUAUAGGGCAAUAGUUUCUCGACAUAAACAUUUACAAAGCUGACCAAAUAUUCUUCACACACACCUAGCUGCUGAAAGACGGACUUACUAUACAUGUUCUGAACAUGUAUAAUAAGAACAGUGUAAUAAAGAACAAAAGGCACGGUACCGUGACUGGUAUAAUAAUAUCUUUAUUUCUACAAGUAUAUGUACAAGGUAUACAGGUCUAGCUGAUAUCAUUGACAUACUACUGUACAGAAAGCAGCUUGUUUUUACCUGGAGUUUACCUGGAGAGAAUUCCGGGGGUCAACGACCCCGCGGCCCGGUCUGUGACCAGGCCUCAUGGUGGAUCAGAGCCUGAUCAACCAGGCUGUUACUGAUGGCUGCACAUACAGAGCAUAUAGGGCAAAUUAGGUCAGUUUUGUCCCAGGAUGCGACCCACACCAGUCGACUAACACCCAGGUACCCAUUUUACUGAUGGGGAACAUAGAUAGCCGGUGUAAGGAAACACCCUCAGUGUUUCUACCCCUUCACCGAAAAUCGAACCCGGACUCUCGCCGUGUGAAGCGAGAGCUUCAGCCACAAGGCCACUAGCCACAAAUUAGAUUAGAUUAGAUUAGUUUAAUAUGUUUAUUAUGCACCCCAUACCCAUCCUGUGGGCGGUAGUCAAAAGAUUACAGAGGUACAUAAUUGGUCCAGGGACUGGACUCCAAAGUUUUGAUAACUGAGCAAGUUACAGAGGUAAUGAACUCACAAUUUACAAAGAAUUAUGAUUCGGCACUUAGUCUUUGUCUAUGGGACUUUGAAGCGAAAUGAGCCUAACCACCACUGGCUGACAAAUAAAGAAAAUGGGGAGGCAAGACUAAUAAGUAAAGGGACAACGCAAGAGAAAUAUCCACUAGUAAUAGGAUCACGUUUCAACAUUCCCUAUGUCUUGGCUGCUCCUGACAUAGGAGAGAACAUUGAAGGAGAAGUCUACGAAGUUGAUAACAAAAUGCUCUCAAUGCUUGACAUGAUGGAAGAUCAUCCAGAAUAUUAUGAAAGGAAGAUAAAGAAGAUUUGCUUGAAAGACUCGGACGAGGUGAUUGAUUGCUGGAUCUAUUUGCUAUUCAUGUACAAGCAACAGAUGAUGGAGCUGCCCUUUCUCAAAACUUACUCCUCAUAUGGUGACCACGGGAAGAAUUACGCUGUUAGGGAGUCACGUGGGGAUGUUGGACGGGAAUAUUGGUCCGAUGUGAAAAUUAUGGAUUAACUUUUGCCUGAAGCGUCAUGAGCUCCUGUCAUCUAGACUUGUAUUUCUCUUAUUAAUCUUUUUAUUUUAUUAGUUCUAUUAAAUAACUAUGUACAAUACAAAGGAAGUAUGUAUAGUCUGUACUGAACUUUUUACCUGCGCUAUUGGUAUGUUCUCUAAUUUUUUAUAACUGAACUUUUAAAAAUGUUUGCUAAUGCGAAUUUACAAAGAAAAAAAACGUAGUAAUUAGUAGUAAUUUAUAUUGAAUUAUGGGUACUAAUAAACGUCUGCCGAACACUUAACUCUGCAUCCCUAAAUGUACGUAUUACUUCUUCAACCUCAUCCUUAUUACUUGUUCUCGUCACUCUUACCCACUCUACGCCAUCUACCUCUUUCGCUCGUAGUAGCAACUACUGAAUGAACUGAUAUAUCACCUCUCAGAAAUAUGCACAUCCAGUCUCUUCAUCAGUCUUUUAUCAAACUGCUGUCAUUAUGCCCUAUAUUAUAUCCUGAACUUAUUUAUCUAUUUUUUUCUUCUAAAAUACACAUUGCCUAUUACCGAACCUCUUUCUGUAUACACAGUUAUAUUAGAGGCCCACAUUAUUAUUUACUAGUGGCACCCCAUGUCACAUACAAAAGUUUCUCCCACUAUCAUUUAGGUCCCCACAAUUAUUUUCUCACUUGAUUCAAAACUUCCUAAAUAUUUGCUUAACAUCUAUUAAAAUGCUCCUCUUCUCUACACACCUCUUCUCCAGGUGCAUAAAUAUUAUAACCUACUUCUAACAUCCCACCCUUAUUUUAAUCAACAUAAUUCUUGAAUUUCAAUAAUAUAAUUCCCUCUUGUCCUUCCAUAGUUAACUAAAUAUUACCACUAACCUUUCAUAACCUCUUGUUCUCUCAGAUACACACUUCAUUUUACUACAUUUAUUGUUAUCCCUUUUGGUUAGUCUUACAACAUCCACCUUCCUUUCAUUCACAAUAUUAACAAUCAGUUCUUCUCAUCCGUGCUUCACCAAUUUAUUUCAUCAUUUUAUUUAGAAAAUUAAAAUUUACACAGCUUAAGGUGGAUCCCAAGAAUUUGUUUAAUGAAGCACAAGAACACUGAAAGUUUGAAGGCUAUAUUAUAAGACGUUCUUCGGUAACUGAUUGGAUUUCAGCGACUUCAUUUUUUUAAUUUUUAGGUAAUUUUUAGGUGAAUUUUUAGCUUGUCUUUCUUCUUAUCGAAUGCAUCGAUGUUAAUAUUUGAAGCUGAUCAGAUUCCUUUAAUUCCAAAUUUCUUAACUAAUUUAUAGUCUCAUAAAUGUCUCGUGUGCAUUUUUUUUUUUUGAAAGAGUAUUAAGAAUAGUGUCAUAGUGUUUCUUACGAAGAAUAUAAUCAGAAAAGUGACGGUGGUCAUCCUGGACCACCAUUGAAAAGUUAUGUUUGAUCCAAUAUAUUUGGGACGUCUUUUUUUUCGAGAAAUUAAAUAUAGCCAUGCUAUAAAUCAAAUGAAAAGUAAUUAAUGCAACUAAAUUGCUACAAAAAAAAAUCGUAAUAUUUCGAGGCGAUCAAUAAAAGUGAUUUCAAAUAAUAAGGUGUCUUCAUUUUUCAACGACUUCCAUGGUAUUUAAAUGUAAAUGUAAGAAUUAACCAGAAAAAUACGAUUCAGUGUUACAUUUUGAUAGUUGCUGGCGUCGUGUACAGGAAUUUGAGGUAGAAAGUAAUUAUUCUGUACAUUCAGAUCAGGCUCAUUUUCCCUUGUUAAAAAUCUUUUAUCUACUGUUUGCCUUUUUUUUAACUUUGUAUUUUUACAGUAACUCACAUUCCACCGAAUCUUCAGCUGCCGUAAGUUUAUAAGUGAACCAUUAUUAUACAGUCAUACUGAUCAUCUUUCCAUGUUGAAUAAUUCUUGUUUCUAAUAAAUUAAAAAAAAAAAAUUCUUCACUAUCUUUUGCCACAAAAGAUUUUUUUGCCUUACUUAUUACACAGGACACAUACAUCAUUUACUUUUUCUCUUUCCACAAACUAGUAUGUCUGUCCUCACUGAGGUCUCCACUUUACUUCUCCAUUUCAUUAAGUGUUCCCUGUAAAAUUGUUUUAUUAUUAUUAUUAUUACUUGUAUCAUUGCAAAAAAAAUUUAAAUCAU